CACAUCCCCUGCAACAUCUCAUUCCUUAACCAUAUUUCAUAUCAACUUAAGUACAAUUAAGAGUUAAUACAACCCACAAUGGCGAGGAUCGCUGUGUUGUUGUUGAUGGUGCUCGCAGUAGCGGUAGCAGAGGCAGCCUUUAUAUGCAAUGGACCCUUAAACCAGCAAGCAGGAGCCAAGUGCGUAGCAUAUACGAGAACUGGUGCAGAUAAAGAGCCUUCUGCCGAGUGCUGCAAGGCGUACAAAGCACACGUCGAAUCGGCCAAAACUGUAGCUGAAAGGAGAGCGCUUUGUGCUUGCGUCCAGAACAAUGAUAGAACUAAUCCUGGGAACAAUAUUACCAAGGUUGAUUCUCUCCAGGGAAAAUGUGGCCUUCCUUUCCUAUUCUCGGCUGCUCGUGGUUUCGACUGCAAUACUGUCAUGUGAGACGCAAUCUGGCAUGGGAAGGAGCAGUCGGAGGAGCCACAUGAAAUAAAGAUAUAUAAUUGAGGACUCUGUUCACCAUUUAUGAAUAAUAAUAAGAAUGUUACUCACUGGAAUUUCUUUGUACCCGGUGGAGUUUCUUUGAAUAUAUAAAGAAUAAUGUCUUGAAUGUUAUGAAAUUAUUAAUAAGAAAUCUGCAGAACCAGUGUGUGUGUCUGCACUUUUAAGAACA
This is a messenger RNA of Daucus carota subsp. sativus, 655 nucleotides long. RefSeq names its product non-specific lipid-transfer protein 2. NCBI's taxonomy places the organism in Eukaryota, Viridiplantae, Streptophyta, Magnoliopsida, Apiales, Apiaceae. The record is from RefSeq and is a predicted model, not a curated record. Bases 79 to 426 code for a protein of 115 amino acids. Gene Ontology annotation, biological process: lipid transport. The transcript has 2 exons. Gene Ontology annotation, molecular function: lipid binding. Gene Ontology annotation, cellular component: membrane.